AUGGUGUUGGCGGUAGGGACGCGUUGCCAUAGUAACCACGACUGGUCCGCCAAGCAGUUCCGGGCUCAGGUGAGACAGGACACACGUACGCCAUGCACCAGCCGGGCCUUCGCGCGCCGCCCCGCGAGCCGUGCCCUUGGCGGCCCUGGACGUGACUCCCUGCGGCCACGUACUGAUAGCGAGGACGAUGAGGAGGAGGAGGAAGAGGAGGAGGAGUUCGAUGAGGAGGCGUUCCUGGAGGAGCAGCGGAAGGCGCGGGAGGAGGAGGAGUUGGCGGAGGCCCUCGCCCUCCUGGAGACCCUGACACAGCUGCCGGGGAAGGAGAGCCUCACCUGGACGGCCCACCAGAAGUCCCUGGCCACCAGCUUCAUCAGGGAGGCCAACGAAACUAUCCUCUGCUGCUAUCUGGUCAGGAUCGGCGGCAAGGCGCGGCUGGCGGUGAGCCUCAACCUGCCCGUGGGACCCGUGGGCGUGGUGUGGUACUUCCUAAAGCUGGACCCCAAACAGCACAUCACAGCGGCCAACUUCAAGCGAUGGGUCAGUUACGGCACCCUGGACACAGACGACCCCCACGAGGUACAACACUUCCUGAUGGAGGUGUACCAGCCCGUGUUGCUUGCCGACCCCGCUGACCCGCCAGUCUUCGGCCACUACCGCCAGCUGGUCGGCCUCCCGCGCCUCAUCAACCUUGUGGGGGCACAGCUGGUGCAACACGAGGGCACCGCUACUGGUACCCCGAUGCUGUACGUGCCCCCAGAGGUGUUAGCGUUGCCUGAUGACCCCGAGAAACGCCGAGAGCUACCCUUAAACGCUGGACUGCUCGCUAGGACGGAAGAGUUGGUGCAGCAUUGGGUGGAGCAGAUUCACUCCUUCUGCUUCGAACAGGGCGACGCCUCCUCCCCUCUCGAGCUGGGCCUCCUGCAUGAGAUUCGGCAGCUGUCCAUGAAGAAGGACAUGGUACAGCGCCUCCUCACGCUGCUGGAAGGUCCUGAGUACGUCAAGGUGCUGCACUACCUGGAGGAAGAAAGCUCGCCUGUCACCCUCCUCAUCGGCCAGGCCAUCGACACCCUCAAGGAGGUGCAGCGGCGGCAGGAGGAGACGAGCGGGCAGCUGGUGCACCUGGAGGGCCCCCUGGAGCGGCUGUACACCGACUCCGUGCAGGCGCUGACGGAGCACAUGUACGACGUGCUGGCGCUGCUCAGGAUCAUCUGGAUCAACUCACACCACUACCACCAGCAGUGAGGGAGUCAGCGGCGCGUCAGCACGACACACGCUUCAUUAUAAGAGCCAUAACUCACUCAUGCAUCAUUUCUAGCUGUUAAUUUUGGAUGGG
Messenger RNA from Eriocheir sinensis (Chinese mitten crab), 1333 nucleotides. Its product is annotated as dynein axonemal heavy chain 2-like. The transcript is spliced from 8 exons. Bases 1 to 1242 code for a protein of 413 amino acids. Lineage: Eukaryota; Metazoa; Arthropoda; Malacostraca; Decapoda; Varunidae. The record is from RefSeq and is a predicted model, not a curated record.